UACUUGAGUUGGCAACACAGACACAGCACUAAGUCGGUCUGUUUCUAGUUUUCUACUUUUCACUAUGCUUUGAAAUGUCAGUGCGGCGGUAAAAGAAAUUGAAACGAUAGUCCUCGUCCGGGUUUCUAACUAGAAUAUAUAUUUGAAAAGUAACCAAAAUAUGGAGGAAGAAGGAGAAAGUAUUCUGCUAGAAGAUAAUUAUUAUCAGUUGCUUAAUGUGUCCAAGACGGCAACAUUGGAUGAAAUCAAUAGUGCGUACCGACGCUUCUCUCGUAUCUUUCACCCAGACAAACACAGCACAGAUCCAAAUAAACUAAAAUGGGCUGAACAAAUAUUCAAUAAAAUUAAAGAAGCUUAUGAAGUCCUGUCCGAUUCACAUAAAAGAGCCAUUUAUGAUACCUUGGGCAAAAGAGGCCUAGAAGUGGAGGGCUGGGAAAUUAUAUUCCGGACAAGAACACCAAGGGAAAUUAGGGAGGAAUAUGAGAGGCUUAAACGUGAGAGAGAAGAAAGGAGGCUACAGCAGAGUGCAAAUCCUAGAGGCACAAUAACAUUAUCAAUAAACGCUACCGACCUGUUCAUGAAGUACUAUGAUGAGUAUGAUAUAUUGGAAGAUGCAGCAAUUAUACCGACUAUUGAAGUAUCCGGUAUGACAAUACAGCAGUCAAUCGAUGCACCGGUUACCCUCAGAAACACAGUGACCUUAUCAGGCAAUAUUUCUACACAGAAUGGAACAGGCACAGGGUCAGUGUCAGUAUCAAACAGACAUAUAAGUUCGGAGAGAGGUUGGACAGAAUUAGAAUGUGGGAUUGGAAAUGGUCCAGUGUUUGGUUUCAAGAUAUUCAGAACAAUAUCUAGGCUAAUGUUCGUUAAUUGUUGGACCGGCUUGCAGUUCACACCGAGAGGAAUUGUACCGAGCUUUGCUUCAACAAUGGCGUUACAACUAGACGCCCAUUCAGUAGGCUAUUUAACAUAUCGAGCGGGUGGUCAAAGCGGUUCAUCGAUGACUUCAACAUACGUCAGGGACUCAGAAAAGUACCACUUGAAUACAGCAUUGCAGAUCGGCAAUCCUCAUUCCUUUAUAUCUUUCAAUAUCACGAGGAAACUGCCUCAGCACGACCUUAGACUACGUUUGGCUUUGAAAUUCGGUACGUUCGGAGCUAUAGCAGAGUAUGGAGCAGAGAAGAAAGUUUCACAAAACAGCAGUGUAUCAGCGGCGGUAAUGCUUGGUAUACCAAGCGGUGUUAUGCUCAAAUUGAAAUGGUCAUGUUCAUCUCAGACCAUAGUUGUACCGAUCCACCUUUGUGAAGAAGUAGUACCGUCUCCUGUCUUCUACGCUACAGUGGUACCUAUGGUAUCUUGGCUAGUACUAAAGAAGCUUGUACUGGACCCGAUGGCAAGGGAGAGGCGGGAGAGAGAGAGGCAGAGAUCGAUGGAGGCAAACUUUGAACGGUUACAAGAAAUGCAGAGACAAGCACGAGCCACCGUCGAACUGAUGAGAGAGACGUAUUCAAGAAUUAGAAGCGAUGAAGAAAAGAAAAAAGGCCUUGUCAUUAUAAAGGCGUUGUAUGGAAAACUACCGGCUGGCGCAAAGGAUCACGAAAUACCAACAGAACAAACGGGUGACACCGCGUCUCCAGAGUCUCCGAACUCAUAUUCAGAAGUCAUAGACGUCACAAUACCGGUCCAGUGUCUCACCAAAGAUUCAAGACUAGAACUAUUAGAGGCUAGCAAGUAUGAGUUACCCGGUUUCUACGACCCGUGUGUGGGCGAAGACAAACAUCUAACGAUACAAUAUAUGUUCCACAACAAUCUGCACUGCUGUACUGUCGAGGACACUCAGGCGGUCAUUCUUCCACGCAAUAAUCAUCGAAUAAAGAAUAGAUCCUGAAAACUAAAGACAAGGCGCUAACACUAAGCGUCACGGUGGCAGCUAUUUGUAAAAAAAAAUGAGGAAAUCGCAUCAAAGCUUUUACCAAACAUUCCAUUACCUAUUUCAUAAAAUUACCAGAAUAAUUAUCGCACAAACAAAAAAAAAAGAUUUUCUCCACUACCCCUUU
Melitaea cinxia (Glanville fritillary) is the source of this 2057-nucleotide messenger RNA. RefSeq names its product dnaJ homolog subfamily C member 11 (gene DnaJ-17). Bases 161 to 1888 code for a protein of 575 amino acids. The record is from RefSeq and is a predicted model, not a curated record. The transcript is spliced from 13 exons. Gene Ontology annotation, biological process: cristae formation. Lineage: Eukaryota; Metazoa; Arthropoda; Insecta; Lepidoptera; Nymphalidae.